AUGAAGAAACCCGGCGGCCGAAUUAACACGGAGUGGUAUGGUCCCUGCCUCUGCAAAUCCUUGAAAUCUAGCCUUGGUCGUUCCACAGGCCGUAUUAGCAUAGCGGGAAGGAUGGUCAUUUUCCGUAUGAAUUCUCUGAAGCCAAUUGGUAGACCAACUGUGUGGAGCUGCCUGGUUGAAUUUUGUCCACGAUUGGGUUUGCAUCCGCUAUUAGGUGCUUCUUCCAUCAUUGUUCCUUUCGGGCAUCUAAGGUUCCAAGGAAUGGGGCUUUCUCGCACGAAGUCUUUGUUGACUAGCUCUAUUAGCCUGCAGUCUUCAGGUCUCUUUCUGGACGCCACAUCCCCAAAUGGUGGGACUGGGAAUCUAGUGUGUGAACGAGAAUGGUGGGAUAAAGCGGCCGCGAAAUUCUUCAUUAUUGGAAACUUCAACUGUGGCUCGGGAUAUUGUGAUGGAAACUGGAUUAAUAUGCAAGUGGGCUUGCGUCCGAUGACCAGAGAUGUCUCAGACCGCAUUUUUACUAGGUUAUCUCCGCUCACUCAAGUAUCUUUUCUAUCAUAUGAUAUUGAAUUGAACGUGGAUCAGAUUAGGCUCUCAGAGGGAAGCUUCCUAAUAUUUGAAGGGGGCUACCUCCGUGACCAGGAGGACGUUUGUCUACCGCAUAUGUGUUGGGCUUUGGCUGAAAUCUGGGGCUUUAGAGCCAAACUUGGUCUUCAUCGCCCGAAGAAUCUAUUCCAGAAAAACGGAUUUGACGAGGAUGGUGAGCGCUUAACCUUAGUUGGCCCAGCGUCUGCGUCGUUUUAUACGAUCGAGACAGUGCCUUAUUUUAUAGAAGCCCUGGCCGAGCUUGCCUCACUAAUUGCCACAAAUACCAUAUCUGAUUCUGCAGCUAGCUACCUCACUUCCUUCCGACUCCAUUACUUCUCUCCUAUCGUAUCAGCAAGCUCGAACACUUCUGGACUCUAUCUACGUACUUCGGCGUUUAAUCAGAUGAAAUACUGGGAACAGCUAACACCUCCUUUCUCCUCCGAGACAAUACACAUAAUGUUGCAGAUGGGAUGCUAUGUCUGCUCCGGGGAGACUUCCCUUGCAAGAAUUUAUUAUGAUUCUCGAAGGGAGCAGUCCGCAUGGCUUUUAUCAUUUGCAUGCUCGAAAACCACGAGAACCUUGAACGAUGAGGUGGAAAGGAAUACUCCUAGGGUGACUUCAGGUAAGUUGGCGGAGUCAAUGGAUCUUAGCAUUGAUCGAUGCAGUUGCACUAGCUGUCUUGCUAAUGUCUCCACCUUCUCAGCCCGCCUUUUGUCGACGAGCACUAUUUCCCCCUUUGCUAUUUUCAUGGCGUUGUGGCGAUUGGCUGGAUGCACGAGAAUUCUGCGUUUGGAGCCUGAAUCUCUUAUCAGUCCUGACCCAUACUCCGCCUUUACUAUUCCGUGUCCGUUGGAACACUCAGGCCAACGCCUUGAAAGGGACCAGGGCUUCCAACGGGCCGUACUACGGUCCGUACAAAGUGAACCGUAA
Molecule: messenger RNA, 1515 nt
Organism: Lindgomyces ingoldianus
Lineage: Eukaryota; Fungi; Ascomycota; Dothideomycetes; Pleosporales; Lindgomycetaceae
Exons: 19
Coding region: 1-1515 (504 amino acids)
Source: RefSeq, a predicted model, not a curated record